CAGUUAACAUUGUUUGACAAAAAGUUGCUAAUAGGACCUGUUUACAUAAAAACAGAGUGUGUUUAUCUUAUUUCAAGAAAAGUCAGACUUCCGAAAAAAGAAUGGCCUCGCGCGCCCCAUCACGCGCUAGCAGUCGCUUGCAGCAGUAUGACGAGACGGGCGGCGACGACGAGUCACAGCAGCAAGCAGCGUUGGCAGCGGCAGCCGGAGGCGGCGGAACGAAGCCGGGCGAAGAGGCGCUGACUUCAACAACGAACGGCGGCGUUGCCGUGCUUGCCAACGGCGCCGACGAAGACGACGACGACGAGGAAGAGGAGGAGGAAGAGGAGGACGACGACGUCGAGGCGGUGGCGCCGCACGACGGCCCCUUGAUGAACCGCCACUCGCGCCGCCGUCACAACAACAACAACAAUAAUCGCGAGAAGAGCACGGAGACGGACGAGGACGACUACGAUUUGGCGUCGGGGCCGCCGCCGCCACCGCAACAGCCGGCAGCGGUCGGCGCGCGGCACGGCCUCGCCGCGCCAGCAAACGGCGGCUACUGGCGGCACGGCGUUGCCAGUCGGCCGUCGUCGCCCGGCGCCGUAACCAUGGCAGACAACGCCAGCGAGGCGUCCUCCAUGCUGCCGGCGGCGCCGCCUCCACGAUCCAAGAGUCGUGUCGAUCUAGCCACAUCACGAUACAGCAAUCUUAGUUACUGGCGCGCGCGACGGUUUAUCUUCUAUAAAAAUGGCGACCCAUUCUUCCCCGGCAUCGAGUUCCGGUUUAAACCAGGCCGGGACAUUGGUACUCUGGAGACGCUCAUGGACAAACUAUCAUUACGCAUGGAUCUACCCCGAGGAGCAAGGUACAUCUUUUCAAUGGACGGCGAUAGAAAAUUCCGAUUGGAUGAGUUAGAAGAUGGUGCUUCAUACGUUGUGUCAAGUUAUAAAACAUUUAAGGCUGCCAGUUACGGAAAGAAAAACGGAAUAUGGUACGCCUCUCCGGGUGGCCAAGGAUGGAGCAAAGGGCCAAGUCGCAAAGCAUCAAUCGUCGAAACAGACAUUCCACCACCUGGAGGCGGCGCAGGCAUCAAACCAAGUUCUGGUCGAGUGAUUCGAAUUGUAAACAACAUGGACCAUACAGUUCAAUGUCGUGUAUUAUUGAAUCUCCGCACAUCCCAACCAUUCGAAGAAGUUCUGGAAGACCUAGGCCAAGUUUUAAAGAUGAGCGGUGCCAAGCGAAUGUACACCGUUGCUGGCCAAGAAGUACGAAGUUUCUCACAAUUAAGAAAUGAAUUCGCAGACGUGGAUACAUUUUACUUGGGAGUUGGACCUGUUGGUGCAGGAGUAAUGUUAUCACCCGUCAGAAGAUCACGUUCACGAGCUCCUCCUGCUGCUGUGGUAGAAGAUUUGAGCAAACAAAGACGGGCAAGAAGCAAAUCAAGACCUCGGGCAUUAUACGCACCGGAAAGUGAAAUCAUUCGUACAAAUGAUUAUACUUUAUUGGAAGUUCUUAAAGAAGAACCUGUGCGUGUUACAAUCCGUGGACUGCGGCGCACCUUUUACCCGCCGAUCCAUCAUGCUCCGAUGGAUAACACUCCACCGGAAAAGAAAAUGCAACUUGAAUGGGUCUAUGGUUAUCGGGGUACCGAUUCCAGGCGCAAUUUAUGGGUACUGCCAUCUGGUGAAUUGUUAUAUUUUGUCGCUGCUGUUGCUGUUAUGUAUGAUCGCGAUGAGGAAACACAGAGGCAUUAUACAGGCCAUACUGAAGACAUUCAAUGUAUGGAUUUGCACCCAUCGAGGGAAUUGGUUGCUUCGGGACAAAAGGCAGGCAGAAAUAGGAAGACACAAGCACAUAUCCGAAUCUGGAGCACUGAUACUUUGCAAACUUUGUAUGUUUUUGGCAUGGGCGAAUUGGAAAUAGGAGUUGCAGCAGUGGCAUUUUCUCAGCUGAAUGGUGGUAUUUAUGUGUUAGCUGUUGAUGGUGGUCGUGAAAGUAUACUAUCUGUGUGGCAAUGGCAGUGGGGACAUCUUCUUGGUAAAGUUGCGACGUUGCAAGAAGAACUUACCGGUGCCGUAUUUCAUCCAUUAGACGAUAAUUUGUUAAUCACACAUGGAAAAGGACAUUUGACCUUCUGGAAUCGCCGAAAGGAUGGGUUCUUUGAACGCACCGACAUCAUCAAACCGCCAUCAAGAACAUUAAUUACAAGCCUUCAAUUUGAACAAGAUGGCGACGUUAUAACUGCCGACAGUGAUGGAUUCAUCACAAUUUAUAGUGUGGACAGCGAUGGCGCAUACUUUGUCCGCAUGGAAUUCGAAGCACAUAAUAAAGGUGUUUCUUCUUUGGUCAUGCUAAGCGAAGGAACUUUAUUAUCAGGUGGUGAGAAGGACCGCAAAAUUGCUGCAUGGGAUUCAUUACAGAACUACAAACGCAUUACUGAUACUAAACUGCCUGAAUCUGCUGGUGGUGUCCGGUCGAUUUACCCACAGAGGCCAGGGCGUAAUGACGGGAAUAUUUAUGUUGGCACGACGAAAAAUAACAUCCUUGAAGGAUCGUUGCAACGACGUUUCAAUCAAGUAGUUUUUGGUCAUGGACGUCAGUUGUGGGGACUUGCAGUACAUCCCGAUGAUGAGUUGUUUGCAACGGCAGGUCACGAUAAAAACAUUGCUUUGUGGCGUAAAAACAAAUUAAUUUGGACUACACAAGUAGCAUAUGAAUGUAUCUCACUGGCAUUCCAUCCAUUCGGUGUUGCUUUGGCAGCUGGUAGCACUGAAGGACAUUUAAUUAUCUUGAAUGCUGAAACCGGCGCUGCGAUGGCAACGCUAAGAGUAUGUGGAUCUCCUUUGAAUUGUGUUGGAUAUAAUCCAGCUGGUGAUAUGAUAGCAAUUUCAUCACAAAACGGCAGUGUUUAUUUAUUCAGAGUAAGUCGGGAUGGAUUCUCGUACAAAAAAUCGAACAAAAUUCGUGGAUCGCAACCAUUGAUGCAAAUGGAUUGGAGUACCGAUGGAAAUUAUGUGCAAACGGUCACCGCUGAUUAUGAUUUGUCAUUCUGGGACGUAAAAUCUUUGUCUCCUGAAAAGAGUCCCAUUGCCAUGAAGGAUGUAAAAUGGCACUCGCAUAACGCUACUGUUGGAUUCUUAGUUUCAGGAAUAUGGAACAAUCGAUUCUACCCAAUGACAUCCAUAAUCAGCACAGCAUGUCGAUCAGCAGCGCAUGAUUUACUUGUUAGUGGAGAUACAGAUGGUUAUUUGCGAUUGUUCCGUUAUCCAUGCAUCAGUACCAAAGCAGAGUAUAAUGAAGAAAAGUCAUACAGUGGACAGGUUGCAUGUGCUCGCUUUUUGUAUAACGAUCGCAACAUUGUCACCGUUGGCGGUACUGAUGCCGGUCUAAUGUUGUGGGAGUUAACUGAAGAAUAGCAAACGGCCAUCGCAUCGACAUCGGCACCCGUCUACUACAGUCCGCCCGUGACGCAGCGUCCAACUCGUUUCGUCCCCGCGCAGGACUCCGACCUUGAUUCCGAUUUGGAUGCGCCAUUCGAAGUGCUUCAACUUGAUUGCCACGGCUGAAACCACGAUGCGAAUUAAUCUUGCUUACACUCCAAGUUACAUCCGAUUGUGCACUGGUACAGUAACACCAACACAAAAGUCAACAACGUAAACAACAGGUUUUAGUCCAUGUGAAUCACUAAACUAAACGUUAUCAAGUGGGCAAGAAAAGUGCAACUUCAUCCUCUGCAAUUUGUCACUGACGUAAAAUAGAAACCAAGAACAGCCAUAAUUAAAUAAGUAAUUACAGCUAAGUAGCACCAAGAAUAGAUGUAUUUUGCGGAUUAAUAACGUUUCAAACGUGUUCAACGGUUUAUUGAAGUAAUUCAAAUGCAAAUCCGCGUUCCAUAUUCUAAAUUUCACUAAAUCUUAAUUGAUGAGUACUUAUAACGAAUAACCAACAUAAAGGCGAUAAGAAACUAUCAGAAACUAGCAAAAAGGUAAUGUAAAUUUUAUAUAUUCUCUAUAAUUGUUGGUCUAAAGCAGUUUCAUAGCGCAUCACCUCUUAGUAUUCACUUGAAAUACAAUCACUUUAAUAUUUUAAUUCAUUAUCUGAAAAUAGUUUAAUAUAAUUUAUGCAAAUCUAAUUUAACAUUUUUGAUAGUCAAACUACAAAUUUUAGGUACACGUAGAUAUAAAUUGAAAAAAUGAGAAUAAUAUCUUCCAAUUACUUCCAAUUUUACUUCCAGUUUAAAUCAAUGAUGUAUUUCAAAUGAAUAUAAUAGAAAUAGUCAACGUACGAGAAAAUAAAAUAAAACAAAACUGCCAAUAGGUUAUCUUAGUUUUAUAAAUUUGAUAUUUAAUGACAAUGCAACUCUCAUGAUUCGAAAGGUUACAAAAUAUUUAUUGGUCUUGUAAAAUUGUGAAACACAUUUCGAUGAUGUGGUUUGCACUGUGGUUAAAUGAUUUAACUUUGAAUACAAUUGUAGGUUCUAAUGAACUAUAUCAUAUUUAAAACGAUAUAAUAUUGCAUAUAAGAUUUACAGACAUUAGUAUACCAGUAAAUGAAGAUAUUAUUUCAAAACAUUUUACUUAUUUCAAUGUGAGCCACAUAGAGCUUAUUUCGUAGUCAACCGCUAUCAAUACGCUUCGAAAGAUAUUUUGCUUUAUUUAUUAAGCAAAUUAAUGUAAUUAUGAUUAUUAUAUUUUAUAUAUAUUAUAUACAUAGUCAAUUUAAAAGUCAUAGUUUUUAAAAGAAAAUAUAUACAUUAGUUGGUGAUUGAAGCAAAUGUUUAGUUACGGUUAUAUAUUUAGAACGUUGGAGGCAAAUUUUAUCAAAGUUAAAUAAUUGUUGAUCUUGAAAAUAUUUUAGCCAAUUCAAAUAGAAACAUAUCAAUAAAACAUAUUCAAAUAAAAACUUAUAUUACUAAAAAAAUAGGAGAUCAAACCUGAUUCUUAAUUGCCUUACAUAGUCGGUAAUAUAAAUAUAUGUGUGAAUUGAAGAUCAGAAAUAAAUUUAUUAAGUAUAUAA
This is a messenger RNA of Dalotia coriaria, 4998 nucleotides long. RefSeq names its product Doublecortin-domain-containing echinoderm-microtubule-associated protein (gene DCX-EMAP). Lineage: Eukaryota; Metazoa; Arthropoda; Insecta; Coleoptera; Staphylinidae. Gene Ontology annotation, cellular component: mitotic spindle. The record is from RefSeq and is a predicted model, not a curated record. Gene Ontology annotation, biological process: intracellular signal transduction; microtubule cytoskeleton organization. Gene Ontology annotation, molecular function: microtubule binding. Bases 102 to 3398 code for a protein of 1098 amino acids. The transcript is spliced from 11 exons.